AUAAUGGUUCAAUAACCCAUAAUUCCAAUUUUCAGGCAAAUCAUAUUCAUAUUAACACAAGUUACUACCAAUACUGAAUUAGAAUACAUCUGAAUAUUGAUGCAGCAGCAGUAGUAGCACUAUGGCAUUUAUGAUUAGCACCAGAGCUCUCUCAAUCGCCAAACCUAUUUCCUCAUUUGACAACCAUGGCGCGCCGAAUAAGCGCGGGCGCUUUGGGCGCCUACAUAUGUCGGCGCAACCUACGCUAGAAGUUGGGGUGCAGGUGAUUCUGUUGAAGGGAAAUAAAGUGCUGAUGGGCCGCCGCCACACCGUUGUAGGCGACGCUCACUUCGCCCUUCCCGGCGGCCACCUCGAGUUCGGGGAGAGCUUUGAGGAAUGUGCAUACAGGGAAGUGAAAGAGGAGACAGGGCUAGAGAUUAAGGGAGCUGAGAAAUUGACAAUCGUUAGCAAUGCGAUUUUGGAACCGAAACCUAUGCAGCUUGUAGCAGUUAUAAUGAGGGCGGCGCUUGCUGAUCCGAACCAGGAGGCUAUCAAUAUGGAGCCUGAAAAAUGUGAUGGGUGGAAUUGGUACCAUUGGGACCAUCUUCCUUCUCCAUUAUUACCCACACUACAAACAGCUAUUGUAGAAGGUCUAAAUCCUUUCCCACCUACUACUCAUUAGUACAGCAUCAUCUUUUCAAGAUAAUACAUUUCUCGCAAAAACUCAUCAUAUAUAUUGGUUAAUGAAAAUGUAGUGUUUAUGUGGAAAUUUGCCAAUAAGACAGAAAAUAAGGGCAUUUAUAAGCGUGCGAAUCUCUCUUUAGCCUUUUACAUAUGGUGAUAUGGAUAUACAAUCUUCGUUCUC
Molecule: messenger RNA, 844 nt
Organism: Salvia hispanica
Lineage: Eukaryota; Viridiplantae; Streptophyta; Magnoliopsida; Lamiales; Lamiaceae
Product: geranyl diphosphate phosphohydrolase-like
Biological process (GO): dGTP catabolic process
Cellular component (GO): cytosol
Molecular function (GO): 8-oxo-7,8-dihydrodeoxyguanosine triphosphate pyrophosphatase activity
Source: RefSeq, a predicted model, not a curated record